AUGAAUGAAUUUGUAAGACCAUAUCUGAUAACAAUAAAUGCUUUCUUAUUUUCUACAAACGAAGACCAUAUCAAGAGGAAAUCAACACAACAAAGUGUAGCUGGGUCCCUGCCAUCAGCAAAAAAGCUCAUACCAAUACAGAAAAAAACAUCGACACAUGUUGUGACUGCAUCAGAAAUCGAAACUGACCUUGAGAUAGAUGACGAGAGCACUGGCGCUGCUCUUAACAAUACUUCUCAAGACGACCAGACGUAUUAUAAUGAACUUGGGUCAUCCACUUGUAAGUCAAAAAUACCCAUUAGUCAGCUCGUCAUAUAUGUGGAUGGAAAGACUCAUGAGGCCUUCAGGACAGAAUUUGAGAAAUUUUCCAGUGGUCUAUCAAAGCCAUAUGUUGAAUCACAGAAGAAAGAAAAUAUAAGUAAGAAUCGAUACAAAGGAAUUUAUCCAUACGAUGACUCAAGGGUAAAGGUUAGAAGCAGUUGCGGAUCAGACUACAUAAACGCAAGCUUUAUUGACGGGUAUAAAAAGCCGAAGCAGUAUAUCGCCACAUUAGGACCAAUGUCACAACAAAUAGGAGAUUUCGGCUUAUUUUGGAAAAUGAUUUGGCAACAAAAGGUUGAGAAGAUUGUCAUGGUUACCAACCUCAUUGAACAGGGAUCCCCUAAAUGCGAGCAAUACUGGCCAAAUCCUGGAACUACUAAGAAGUAUGGUGAUAUAAAAGUUGAGAGCUGCUCGGAUGAUGAGUAUGCUGAGUUUACUAGGAGAGUUUUCACAGUGACUAUGGGAUCGGAGGAAAGGACGUUGUAUCAUCUUCAUUUCACGUGUUGGCCAGACAAGGCAAUACCAGACGAUGUAACUGCGAUGAUAGAGUUCAGACAGCGUGUUCAGAGUACGCCGAGUACACUGAAUGGACCAACUGUUGUGCAUUGCAGCGCAGGUGUCGGGAGAACAGGCACCUACAUUGCUUUGGAUAUCCUGACGAAAGAAGGUGAAGCUGAGAAAGCCAUAGACAUUUCUGGGUGUGUCCACAAAAUGCGUCAGAAUAGGCCGAAUAUGGUUCAAACAAUUGGGCAGUAUCAGUUUCUACACACCGCCGUGGUUUAUUCACUUACAUUCGACUGCAAACAAAUCAAGGGAGAAAACUUCAACGAGUACAUGAACAGACACUCAACACAAGUACUAAAUACUCAGUUUAAGCAUCUGCAGCAGACGCUCGAAACACGAUCUAAAGAUGAAACAGAAGCAGUGGAGCGAAAUAAACAGCACCUGAGCAAAAACAGAGCAAACGCCGAUAUCCCGGGAAAUGAAAACCGGCCAAGACUUUAUCUUCAUCUAAAACCAGGAGCGCCAGAUUACAUCAAUGCUGUGUACAUUCACAGCUUCAGAAUGAAGAAACGCUACCUGGUAGCACAAACUCCACUUCCAGAGACGGUUAUUGACUUUUUGACACUAGCUGUCCAAGAGAGGUGUUCGUGUAUCGUCAGCUUCGAAGCUGACAUGGACAAACAAAAGAAUAUUGGAAUAUACUACCCUGCGGCCAACCAAGAACUUUUGAAAAAGGGAACAUUCCAAGUCAGCUGCUCAAGAGAGGAAAAUAAAACAUUUUACGCAGAACGAACAUUGACAAUACAGCACAAAGGGACGAGCACUUAUCGAACCAUUCCACAUCUUCAAUUUACUGACUGGGAUGAAAUGGAGAACAUACCACGGUCGGCUACAAACUUCCUGUCAUUUCUGAACGUGAUAGAUAAUGUCAUGAAACAGCAAGAUGACGGACCGAUAUUGGUCCAUUGUUUUGACGGUGCGGGCAAGAGCGGUCUGUUCUGUGUGGUAUCGUUGCUUCUCCACAAAAUGGCGGUGGAACAUGAAGUUAGUGUACUUAACGCAGUAAGGAAGGUCAAAACCACGCGGAGGCUAGCGAUACCGAAUCAGGAACAAUUUGUGUUCUGUCAUGGCUGCGUUUCGGAAUAUCUUCGUUCUUUCGACGUCUACGCCAACUUUAACGAUGAAACGGGGCAACCUUAAAGUGCUGUCCAGUCGGCUGCCGAGUGUAAAACUGGAGAUAUUUAAGGAUAUAGACAAUCUAAAUAGUAGUAUGAGUGUUUGGCGCAGUCCAUUGUACACACAUUUAUACAAAAUUAUGCAAUAAUUGAAAGAUGACAGAUGUAAGUUAAACUGUUAAAUUCAAUUUAUUAUUGAAUAUGUCUUAUUAUAUUUGAGCUAUAAACAAAACAUGUCCCGUAAAUGUAUUGCUAAAAAAGGUAAACAAGCUCUAACUACCACUUAAGCGUUCUUUAUAAUAAACAUCAACUAUAUUUACUUUCGUGAAAUGUUUACUCAUUUACAGUACAUGUAGCAAAAAUGUAACUAUUGCUAGUUUCUAUUGAACAUAAAAAUGCUAGUAUGUAUGGUUGUACUUUAUUAAAUGUUAAAACAUCAUUCGUCCUUAAUUAUCGUACAUGUUGCACAAGAUUCAAUUAAAGAACAUUUAAUACGUUAGUCAUUUGGAUUUUAUUGAUAACACGCGCACCCUAAAGUUCUAUACAUCAUAAUACCGACGGGAGUUCAUCAUACAAGGAAGUCUUCAUGAACUACAAUAGCCAAAUAGAAGCAAACGUUACCAUGUCUUCUGUUCAAUAUAAAGUAUUCAAGUUCAAUAUAAUAUGUCAUUAUAAUAUAUUUUUGUUGAGAUACAUCAUGACAAAUCUAAAAACAUAUUUUUGACACCAAUUCUAUCAGCAUAACUCAUGUUGUCAUUUUAAUAGCUAUUGAUUUAUGUUGUUGUCUUCUUUGCGUAACAUCUUUAUACAAUAUUUUUGCAUGAUAUUUCAUGGACAGCCAUAUGUUCAGCUUAAUUUUUACAUUUCACAAUAUUUUGAUACGUGAAUAUUGCUCCUAAUAACAAUGCUUUAAACGGUAAUCAAGAUUGAUAUGAAAUGGUAAUAUUUUAUACUCGUUUUAAUGUUUUAUACCCAUUUCUUUUGCAGAAACAAAUAUUAUUAUGCAUUGUAUAACAUUUGUAUAACGACUUUCACACCGAUCUGCAAUACCAGACGCUUGAGUGAAUUUGUGAUCUUUCUUAUCUCCCUGCUGAUUGUUAUUCAUAUAUGGACAUAAUAGGGCGUUAACAGUAACUGGAAGAGAAAUUUUUGACAUUAGAAACACACUAAAUUAUAGUGUGCAUCAGUUGGUCAGAUCAGCCCAGGCCACCUCAAACACUGCCAAUUUUAUUAAAAAAACAACCAUAAAACCUAACGAGGUAAUCCAAUUAUAAUUUGAUAUCAUAAGUGUAAUCACUUUUUUUUUUCUUGGAGAAAUUUCAACAUUAAAAUCAGUAUUAGGCUGGUCAGCAUUACUUUAAAUUUGGAAGCAAAAUAUGACUUCAGGCAUCAAUUUUGAACAUUAUUAGGACGAUCCAAAUUAUACCUGGCUUUCACGUUUAUGUUUUUUUUCGUUGCACAGAAAGUUAUACUGUUGGUAUAAAUUGUAUUGCCUUUUAAGUUUUGAUAAAUAUCUAUAGGAGACAUUGUUGACAAUGCUCAUGUUUUGAAUAUAGUGUGAAGAUCGGCUUUAUGAUUAAAUGUCCUUCAUUCCUUAUAUCUAGCCAUUACAGUGCAGUACAACUUCUCCUUAACUGCUCUUUU
Messenger RNA from Mya arenaria, 3644 nucleotides. Its product is annotated as receptor-type tyrosine-protein phosphatase S-like. Gene Ontology annotation, biological process: protein dephosphorylation. The transcript has 18 exons. The coding region runs from base 1 to 2025 and encodes 674 amino acids. Gene Ontology annotation, molecular function: protein tyrosine phosphatase activity. Lineage: Eukaryota; Metazoa; Mollusca; Bivalvia; Myida; Myidae. The record is from RefSeq and is a predicted model, not a curated record.